Botrytis sinoallii is the source of this 1047-nucleotide messenger RNA. RefSeq lists its product as uncharacterized. NCBI's taxonomy places the organism in Eukaryota, Fungi, Ascomycota, Leotiomycetes, Helotiales, Sclerotiniaceae. The coding region runs from base 1 to 1047 and encodes 348 amino acids. The record is from RefSeq and is a predicted model, not a curated record. The transcript has 4 exons.
AUGAAGAAGAUGUCAACGAAAAAGACAGCCAAAGAGAAUGCAACCAUCGAUAAUACAAUCAUGGCUAUGGAUAACAUGGAAAUAGAUACCCCUACUUCAAGCUGGCUCACACCAAGUCAAACUCAGGCCUUUAAGGCUCUCGAACGCUCAACCGAGGACGAUAGCUUUUUGCAUUUGAAUUUCUUCCUCUCGAGGUUCAGAACCGUGUUCAGCAAUUUCAACAUGAUCUUGAACUUUCAGAUGCUACCUGAUAUGCAUCUCACACCAUUGCUCAAUACUUCCUGGCUCUUCAAUACAGAGGUGAACAAGGAAUUCAAGAAAGUUGAGCUUCAGAAGUAUUCCAGAGGUGUAAAGUCAAAGCUUUACAAGGCAUUGCACGAUGAAAAUUACUCUCCUCCCGACUAUUUCUGGGAUCGCUGUAGACGCAAUAUCUUUCAUGAGAGAGGAUCCGGAUACCGCUCUUUAAGCCAUGUUUAUAUCCGACCCGAGACUGACACAUUAAUUAUUGAUUAUCGCCAGCUUUUUAUCCUCUACUUUGUCGGUGGAUCCAUUGACUUGUCAAAUGUUAAGCAUAUCGCCCUCGCUAAUAUGCACCUCGACACAGAAGAAGUGAUUUUUGACGUCAAUGAUGAAUUAUACUACCAGGAUUUCGAGUUUGAAGAUGGAACAUUGCACAAUGAGCGCCCCCAUAGCUUGAUGCAAGCAAAGGCAGAAGUGGAUGAUUGCUUUCGAGGUUUUCUUAGACAGCUUGGCUCUGGAUUUAGACUCAAGGACGAUGUUAUGAAUUUCUGGAAGGUGCACGUACCGGGUGUAGGCAUGAUUGCGCGAUUCGAUGCGGAUGCAGAUUGGCGUUUACAGAUGGAAUUGCUAUCCGCGGAAAUAUUCAAGGGGAAUAUGGCUUUACGAGCUAGCCAAAUGGCGGAACGCAGGGACUCAUAUGAACGAACCAGGCAGGGCGGGGGGGGGGGUGGGGGAAGUUCGCUUAAUGGUCUUGUUUUAGGAUCGAUUGACUCCAGUGGGGGUUCUGAUAACUGGUUCAGCACCUGA